Messenger RNA from Physcomitrium patens, 2997 nucleotides. RefSeq names its product BTB/POZ domain-containing protein At2g30600. Gene Ontology annotation, molecular function: protein binding. Lineage: Eukaryota; Viridiplantae; Streptophyta; Bryopsida; Funariales; Funariaceae. The record is from RefSeq and is a predicted model, not a curated record.
GAUAAGCGAGAAUGGAGCCGGGAAUAUCAAAAGGUGGAGGGGGAUAUGGAUGGCCAGGGAAUAAAAAUCAGAGUGAGCAGCGAACGGGGUAGCUCUUUCAUAAAUGAGGAGCGUGACACCUUGUACCCGGCUGCUACCUCGAUAAGCGCGUCUGGUAGCGCAUAUGCAUUUCCUUCACAGCCUGUUUCCUCACCUUCUUUGUCUCUCUCCUUCUUUCUCUCUCUCUCUCUCUCGCUCAGCAGUCUCGUUGUAGCUAAGUGAAGAAUUGUUGACAGGAGUGAGCCACUCUGUGGUAACAAGAGUCUGAUUAACCAAAUGCCACCCAUCCCUCUGCGUGGGCUCUCCCUUGUCUCCCCUGAUGGCCGGCACUUCCGUCCUGGUCGUUCCCCCCUUCGAUUGCGCUUGGUUGAUGGGCGACGAACAAAGCUUCCUCACCCCGGGUCGGGGCUGCGUCGCUUUUGAGGCUCGUGCUGCUAAUGAUGUCACCAUCGUCUUUAAAGAGCACCCAGGAUGCAAGCAUUACAGAACAGAUCUGGGUCCCAAUUACACCAUUAUUUUGGGAAGCCAUGGUAAUCGGAGGUUGAAGAUGCUGGUGGAUGGCAAGACAGUGGUGGAUGUAGCUGACAUAGUCCUCUGCCCCUCCACGUUUGAGCGUUACUGGAUCAGUGUACUGGACGGGAGGAUCAUAGUUGGGAAAGGGGAGCCUGGACAGAGUAUUGUGCAUGAGUGGUCAGAUCCAAGCCCUAAUUUUAAAAUAAAAUAUGUGGGCCUUAGUAGUUGGGACAAGCACGUCGGCUACAGGAAUGUAAGGGUGCUUCCGCCUGCGCCAAUUAGUGGAAAAUACAUGCCCAAUUUGCGAGAUCUGCAAGGUAUUGGAGGGGGUUUGGCUCAGUAUUUGGAGUCUUCGGAAUUCUCUGACCUUCAGUUUGUGAUCGGGCCUAAUAGGAGGGUGGUGCGGGCUCAUCGCGUUCUUCUUGCUUCAUCCUGUACUGGAUUUUCACAUUUUUCUGGCGACGUGUGUCGACUUGCAUCUGUCAAUUAUUCGACUCUCCAUGCAUUCCUUCAGUAUAUCUACACUGGGCGCACAGUGGUGACCAGAAGCGAACUCAGCGGGCUUCAGGACUUGUCGGAGAAGUUUGGACUUGAUUGCCUUGCACUCCAAUGUCGACAGCUCAAAAUAGUAGCUUCUGAGGAGGUAAAUUAUGAAGGAGCCAAUGUAUCCCAAGAAAAUACCAAAUUUGAGCUGGUGUAUCAGAGCCCGGUUGCUAUUUUCGAGGAACGAUCUACACACGCUCUUAAUAUUCCUGUGAAUGCAGCAGUGAUGGUUCAACACCUAGACAGUGGAGAGUUCAGUGAUGUUGAGAUAUCAAUUGAGGACUAUGGCACGGUGGCACGAGCUCACAGGCUAAUUUUAAGUGCUUGGAGCGAACCGUUUGCAAAGAUGUUCACCAAUGGGAUGAGUGAGAGCAGUGUUGGUCAGGUUCUUAUCAGAGAUACAGAACCUCAGGUUUUCAUGGCCAUGCUUUGGUUCAUGUAUCGUGGUCACCUUGACCUGGAGGAGAGGAGUGACUACUGGGCAUUACUACUUCCUCUUUUAGUGCUAGCCGACCAGUUUGCGAUUCAACCUCUGCAGCAGGAGUGUUGUUUGCGUCUUCUUGAUUGCUUGGCCGAGGAUUCUGCAUGCGCUAUAUUACAAGUGGCUGCUUCUAUGCCUAAUUGCAAGGCAUUAAGAGACGCAUGCCAGGACUGCUGCGCUCGCCACUUUGAUUACUGUAUUAUUCCUCCAGCUGCGGUUUUCCAGGCGCUUGAAGCAUCUUGCAUAUCACAAAUCCUACAGCAUUCAGCUUUGAGUGUUAUCUCUGAAGAGAAAGUCCUCGACGCUAUAAUGAUGUGGGGUGCGAAUAAGGACGACAUCCACGGUUGGGAGGAUGCUAAUCAACGAGCAAUGGCUGAGGGGGCAGAAUUAUUCCAAGAUCGGCUAGAAGACGUCAAACUCUUGAUACCUCUUGUGCGGUUUCCUCUUAUGUCUCUCCCAGUUUUGCAGAUGUUGCAAGUCUCAGAGCUCUGCAGAUUAAUCCCAGCAAUAGAGGAGCUUGCAGGAGAAGCAAUUGAAUAUCUAUGUCAAGAUUUAACAUCGUCUACUUUACAACAAGAGAUAUUUCAGUCACUGGAUAUGCGGACUCAAGGCAGGUUGGUCAAGUUUCCUCGCAGUACCGCCAGGUUCAGCCAGCGUCUUUCAACAUUCAAGGAAUUGUUAUACAUAAGUGAUGGAGACUGCAAUGGGGUGUUCUACUAUCUUGGGACAUCAUAUGGCUCUCAUCCAUGGAUGAAUCCCGCCCUUACCAAGAAGCUGGUGGUUUCAGCAAGCAGUCCUCCAUCGCGUUUUACAGAUGCUAAAGCUCUUGUUUCUCGAAACUAUCAGGGAACAUCAUUCGCUGGACCUUGUAACGUUGGUGGACAAAUGUCAGCCUGGUGGAAAGUGGAUCUUGGAGCAGAUCAGCAGCUUCUGUGCAACUAUUACACUGUGAGACAGGAUAGCUCCUCUAGUUUUAUGCGGAAUUGGAGCCUUCAGGGUUCUGUGGAUGGGCAACGUUGGACGCAACUACGAACCCAUCACAACGAUCAAACCAUCGGUCACGGUGGGCAAUAUGCCUCAUGGCCCGUCUUUGGUGCAAAUGCUCUCCUGCCUUUCAGAUUUUUCAGGGUGAUUUUACUAGGCCCCACUACAAGUGUUUCAACUCCAUGGAACCUUUCUUUGUGUUACUUGGAGCUGUAUGGCUACUUAAGGUGAAUUGUGUAAACUUCAAUAGUAUUGUCAGCACACUGCAGGCCCUUCAUACAAUUUUGUGGUAUGUAGCCAUUUCUUUCUUUCUUUGACCUUUGUCAGAAGAGAAAUGCCAGGUGUACAGCUGGUAUGAGGUAGUUCUUUUGUAUGAUACUAAAAGGUUAGUGAAAAGCCUCUCUUUAAAUCCUCAGAAAGGACUUCUGAAAUUAUCA